This is a messenger RNA of Diorhabda sublineata, 488 nucleotides long. RefSeq names its product ejaculatory bulb-specific protein 3-like. Lineage: Eukaryota; Metazoa; Arthropoda; Insecta; Coleoptera; Chrysomelidae. The record is from RefSeq and is a predicted model, not a curated record. The transcript is spliced from 2 exons. Bases 16 to 399 code for a protein of 127 amino acids.
AGGUUAGUGUUCACCAUGAAUAAAUCAGUUUUGUUUGUAUUUUUGCUAGCAGUUGGUUACAGCGCCGCUGCCUAUAGCCACAAAUAUGAUCACAUAGACGUAAUGAGUGUUUUACGCAACGCUAGGAUGUUACAUAGAUAUGUACAAUGUCUUUUAGACGUACCUAACACCUGCACCAAAGAUGGAGAUUAUCUCAAACAGGUCCUUCCCGAAGCUAUCAAAACGAACUGCGCCCAAUGUGAUGCUAAACAAGAGGACACAGCUGUUAGAGUUACUGCAUACCUCAUGAAACACCAUGACGAUUGGUGGAAGCAAAUCGAUGAACGUUAUAAUGCAGGUUCAAGUGAAUUUGUAGCAGCCCACAAAGCUAAAAUUGACGAGUACAAAAACACGUUGUAAUUUGGAUAAACUAAUCAAAUAUUACGUACAUUAAAAGAUUUCAUUUCAAAUAGUAUACAUGUAAAAUUAUUUUGUAGACAAUAAAAACA